This is a messenger RNA of Adineta steineri, 1332 nucleotides long. NCBI's taxonomy places the organism in Eukaryota, Metazoa, Rotifera, Eurotatoria, Adinetida, Adinetidae. The record is from the annotation of a GenBank genome assembly.
AUGGCUUGGAGUUAUUGGGCUUGGGUUGGGUGCAGUGUAGGCACUAGCGUUGGCAUUUUUGUUUUAACACUUGUUGUCUUGUUAAUCCUACUAUUUGCAAACGAUACUAUAUUCUACGCUAUUGUCGCUCAACUUCUUAAUAUAGAACGUUGCUACAUUGACGCCCAUCAUAACAUCAUUCACAAUAAUCAAAAUAUUCAUACUUCUACAGACGUUUUCCAAAAUCACAUAAUCGCAGCAGUUUUAGAAGCCAAACAAUUUCAACAAGGCUUUACUGGUACAAAUGAUACUGGCUCAGACUCAAAAUUACCGGGAAAUGAGCAAUCUAACAGCCAAAAACCUGAAGAACGUAUGAAGAAUUUUGUUGCAAAGAUUUUUGAAAAUGUGAGCAAUACAUCGGCAGAAACGAAGCCAAAAACUGAGCCAGAAGCAUCGUCAAAAGCGGAGCCAGAAAGAUCCCCAGAGUCUGAGUCGCAUCCUGAACAUAUGCGAGCAGUAUUGAAUGUUUAUGGGAAAUAUAUUGCUGUAAACAAAAAAGGAAGCUUAAUUUUCUUAAUGACCUUAACAACAAUUAUUAUUUCCGGUGCUCUCAUAGCUGCUUUCAACUCUCUUGUCUUAACUACGUCAAGUGUUUAUGUAGAUGGUCCGUGUCCAACUCUUGGACUAAUGGAAUGCUUUUGUGGUAGUAAUUAUACAUAUUUUACAUGUAACACAGGACAAACCGCCUCUUUUCCACUCGAUGUUCAUUCGGGUUCAUGUUUUCGUUGGGUUGCACGUGAUUUAACAACAUCCGAUAUUACGACGCAACUAGGUGUUACAACAGGAAUAUUGGUUGCUUUCGGUAGUAUGGCUCAAGCUAUAAUACGAAUAUACCUGCUUGCAUUUAACAAGCGUUUGAGUAUCGCUACUGGCUUACAUCACAUAGCCGCUAAGACAAUCGGUAUUAAUAGAGAUACUGCUCGGACCAGAUGUUGGUGCUGUAAUUUACCUUGGCAUUGCAGUGCUUGUAAUUUAAGUCUUUUCAAGAACCCUGCUGCUGUGAUAUUAGUAACUGCAAUUUAUAUUGCAAUACCGUUUCUAAUGAUUCCAGGCGUAAUCAUGCUAUACUACUAUCAAUUAAGCGUAACUUCGCUAACGUUCGUUGUUCUCAUCGUUAUAGCAAUAGUUUGUAUACUAUCCAUAGUAUGGAUAAUGGUGCAGGAGAAUGAAGCAAGUUCUAAUAUCCCGGGCGGAUGGAAAGAUGCGGGAAAACUUGUUGAAAUGGUUGCUAUGAAAGGUAAAAGUGUAACACAAGGGGGAAUAUCACCGUCCAAAAACUUCAAAGGUCCUUAG